Messenger RNA from Exophiala oligosperma, 6644 nucleotides. RefSeq lists its product as uncharacterized. The transcript has a single exon. NCBI's taxonomy places the organism in Eukaryota, Fungi, Ascomycota, Eurotiomycetes, Chaetothyriales, Herpotrichiellaceae. The record is from RefSeq and is a predicted model, not a curated record. Bases 303 to 1373 code for a protein of 356 amino acids.
CACGACCCUCUUACAUUGGUUGAGUCAUAGUCACUCCCGUCUAUAUUUCACAAGUUGGUAUCAUUGAAAAUAAAAUGAUAAAAACAGAAAAUAAGGGAUGAGGCUCACGUACCGGUUACCCGCGCUUGUUUGAAUUUCUUCACUUCGACAUUCGGAGCACUGGACAGGAAUCGUAUUGCGUCAACAUCACUUUCUGGCCAUCGCAAUGCUAUGUUUUAAUUAGACAGUCAGAUUCCCCCAACUCACCUCGUUGAUUACCUAUUGUUACAGCAUCUCCUUCACAGCAAAUCAAUAACACAGGCAUGUCAGUCUUCCAGAACUUUCAAACAUUUUUCAAGAGUCUCACCAGUCCAAAACGUGUUCCUACGUUCGUGGUCACCCUUGAUGCCCUGGGGACCUUAUAUCGUUUCAAGCAACCAGUGGCCCGGCAAUAUAUCGACCUUGCUCGGAAAUCGGGCUUGAAAGACAACGUCGACACUGACCGACUGAACGCUUCAUUCAAAGAGGCAUUCAAGCACUACAAUGCCGCAUACCCAAACUACGGAAAAGGGCAACUCGAAAGUCCGGAAGAGUGGUGGACCAAGGUGAUUGAUCGAGCUUUUGGACAAGUCGUCGACCAAAAUGUUGAGCUGCCCAGGAACCUAGGGUCCCUGCUGUAUCGUCAUUUUGCCGGGAGAGACGCCUACGAACUUUACCCAGAUGUAUGGCCCUUCUUCCAAGCUCUUCGAUCUCUCAAAAAGGAUUUCAGCGACCCCGAUGGCCCCCUCAUCGCCACAGGCGUCGUCACCAAUUCUGACCCUCGCGUUUCCACCGUUCUUCAGGAGCUCGGUUUGACAGUGCAGGCCAAACCUCCCGAGCGCCGUAUCGGUGACGCACUCAGUAAUGCGUGGACCGAUGCCAAACUACAACGUCUAGACGGACUGUUUUCAUACGAAGCUCUCGCUUAUAGCCGCGACAAUGAUAUAGACUUCCUUUCCACCAGCUACGAGACGGACUGCCAGAAGCCAGACCCGGACGCCUGGAUCGAAGGCCAGAAGUUAGUCCACGUAUUGCCUAUUAUCCGAAAGGCUGUGGCCCUUCGAGACUCUCCAAGUACGAAUGUCUCUGAAUACAUGCAGAAAACCGCACAAAGUGCGGGCUACCGAGUUGGGGAGUUGCUGUGGCUUCAUAUUGGUGACGAGUACGAGAAGGACUAUGCCGGAGCGACCGAAGCUUCACUGGACGCUUUGCUGCUUACGCGAGAGACUGAUGGUGAUAUGCCGCACAAAAUCAACACGUCGGCGGCGCCAGACAUCCCGACCAUUUCUUCGUUGAAAGAAGCUACUUUGAUAAUCAAUCUCAAGGCGCGAGAACUUUUUCAACGUGGAUCAUGAACCAGUUCCUACCAUUGUGGCAGUUGGUCUACUUUAUCUUUCUAUGACUCCCUUCCUAUCACGACAUCCUAACUGAAGGAAGGGGGUCGCAACCUCUAUCUAUCAGAUCGCAGCCGCGGCAAAGAGUUCAGAAGCAUCUGCAACUUGUCCGCUGUUCCCCAAGAGCUUCAGAGAGGCAAUCAUCUCUGCUGCUUUUUCCUUGCUCAUAAACUUGGCCACUUCAAAGGGAAAGCGUGAUUCCACUUCCUCGAAAGUCAGCCAGGGAACGUCAGGCAAAUGCUGUUCUACAAGACGCCCAUCCGCCAGCCUGACCUCAACUUUGGCGGGCUGUAGGCCUCUUUGGAAGUCUAUAUUGAAUUGCUCGUUGGUCAAUAGCUCGCAUUUACUCAUCAAAUCCAUGAUGCGCGGGUCGUCGACCUUGGUGAAGACCUCUUCGUCGAGCCGACCGUAAACCAGUGCUGCAGAUACGCCAUACUGAAUGCUCAUCUUACUCUGUUGGAUAUUCUCCAGUUGCCCAGCAUUGUUACACCCGGGGUACUUGAUGGCUUGUGAUGUGGCAACAAUGGUGAUCAUUUGAACGGACUGAGGGUCAUCCAGACGCAACCUCAGCGCCGCAGCCAGUGGAGUUUGGGCAAAGUUACACCCGGCGACAGGUUUGAAGUGAACAUCCAUGAUGCCCUGGCCGAUUUCAGAGCGGCUGAUCCAAUCUUUGAAGGUCACACUAGCGUCUGAAGAACCAACACCCAGCGCUUCAAAAAGGCCAUCUUUUCCUUCCAGUACCGUAUCACUGCAGAACAUUCCGGUUUUGGCAAGGUCAAAUGCCUGGAUGCCCGCGCGACUUGCCGUGCCCAUUUGAGUGAAGAUCUCCAAACCUCCAGCCCAGGCCCAUUCGUUCACACCACAUGCUGCAUUCAAAGCAAAACCCAAUGCGCUGACAGCGAUUUCCUCGCUGCAGCUCCCACCGGCGAUUGCAGCGGCGGCGGCACCAAAAGCUCCCACCAGCCCGCUGGGGCGGAAGUGAGGGUUGAAUUUGCCACUUGCGCGUAUGGCGGUGCCCAGAAGAGCCGACAUCUCAUAUCCUGCCACGAUCGCUCUGAUCAACUUCUCACCAGACCAGUGAUGUCGCUGGGAAAGAGCGAUGGCGGCAGAGAGGACGAUGGAGCCGAUGUGAGAACAAGAAUCGAGAUGCAUGUCAUCUCGGAUAGUGCUGAUCUCAUUAGAACAAAAAGAAGAGCAACAGGAAAUAGAAUGAAUGACCUACCUGUGACCCAGCGCGGCAUUGACAAAGGCUGCCGUCUCAGCGGAGACUUUGGUCUUGGUCCCCCAUACCUGAGCCUCCGGUGAACCAGAUUGAGCGGUGGCAUAUUUAAUCAACGCCUCGCCCCAUGGGGUCGAAAGUCCUGAAUGAGCUGCGGCAAUGUAGUCAAUCAGGCAUACAACCACCUUUUGCCGUAACGUCGGAGAGAUUUGCCCUUCCGCAAUCGACUGUAUGCGUCUCGCAGCCAGUCGAGUCAGACUGGUAGGCGGCACAGUGCCGUUCGAUGCACCAGUGGAAGCCAUGUUGAUCCCUCUGUUUCACACAAAACAGUAUCAUGUAUAGCUCGGCAUGCACAUGCAAUGAGAGGUUUGAGCAGGAACAAUGUUGGCUCGAACUACGAAUCACCGCGAGGUUGCGAUCAGAAAAAGAUGGGCAAAACAUCCCCAAUUGGAGAAACUUCUCCAACACGAGGGGCGAAGUUGAAUCUCACAGAUAUCAAUUGACAGUCAAUCUUGAUAUCAGAGUGCAAGAGAUUGUUGGAAAAAUAAAUGUGAUGGGCUAUUGAGAAAGCAUCUUACGAAUGAAUGUAAAAAGGUAUAUAGCAGCCUCGCACGAGAAGGAAUCAUCUUGUACGAAACAGGCUCAGCAAUAGUCCAGCUAUCUAUCGACUUCUAUCUUGCAGCCACGAUGGUGUUGACAAAGAACAAAGUAGACCAAGGGCUUGAUACAUCCAUGACAUGGCCAUACGUCUCCAUUAAUGGUGGUGACAAGAAUCUGGUGCAGAUGUACUUUUCCAUACUUGGUCAGUACUUGAGAGCAACAUUGCACUUUUCCAUGUAUCUGUAUCUAUCAUGGCACCUUCGCAACCGUCUGAAGAUCGUCCGUCGUCUCAGAGGACAGACCCUGCUACCAUCAUAUCUCUUACGAUCAGUUCGCGGGUGUAUACGUCGUCUCCAUGGACUCGGCAUAUAUUGUCAAGCUGGCUCCUAUCACAUUCACAAUGUCAAAGACGUGCGUCCCCUUGAAGAUCUCCGCCCACAUUCUAGCCACAGCCGUCGCAAGCCAGCGAAUCCGUUGUUUCUGGUCCUGCCGAUCUGCGAGGUUGCGCAUCAUGUCGCUGUCGAAGAGACCCGUCUCUGUCAACAGGCUCUGAAUCAUCUGAACCAAAACGACCUCCUCUUUGUCCAACGAGCCGUUGCCCGAAGCCACUCCGAUGAGUUCGAGCCACUUGCUGAGGAAGAUGGCACACUCCAGGUUGGAGAAUGAAUGUUGGACGCUCCAGGUGAAGGCCUGUGUCUUGGCCACAUACUUGAUACCCAUUCUCACGGGGAUGGAGAGGGCAUGGGCGGCCUGAAGCACUGGGUGUAUGAGUUCCGGCCCUCGCUUCAGGGGUGGACUGUUUUCGAACGCCGAGGCUAUGACACUGGCGUCCCGACUCGCCAGGUUCCUGCACGGUCCCAUGUCAGAAUGGAGCCUGAUCCAAGCCAACCUCAGCAGCGCCGUCGAUGUAAAAGCGACAGGACCUGUCGCCGAGGAAGGUUCGAAGAUGGACUCUGGAGAGCGCUCCCAGCGCGUUUGCCAACACCGCAAAGCCCGACUGAUCUCACCAAUGUCCUCGGAGCUCAGGGAGUGUUUGGAGCUCGCCAGUGUCUGACGCCGAAGAUACAGGUGUUGAAGGAUGGCCAAGAUCAACACAUAGUUUGCCAUCGGUGAUAAAGCGAUGGGGGUCGGUGGUGAAUCUACGCUGUGAAACAUGCUUUCAUAGGCUUCACGGAAGGGGACCUCCUUGAACGGGGACGACUUGUUGACUUCCUCCCACUCUUCUGCGCUACUCGCGUUCCACACUUUCGCCGAACAGGGCAGACAACAGUCGAUUUCGGAGUUGAGUAUCAGUGGAGGGAUGUGAUAGGCAACGGAGACCAGUUGCAGCAGGCAAUAUGUCAUCAACUUGGUUCGCUUUCGACCUUCCUGGAGGACCCAACGAUGCCAUUCAGACAUGCCUGUACAAGAAGACGUCGGUACUUUCAGCCGGGAGAACCCAUCGUCACGCGCCAAGGUGGCAGCCACGCUCUGCAAAGCGAUGGAUUCCUUGACAAGCCCUGGUUGAGAUCCCCAGGCACCGACACACAUGAGGGCUAUCAGCGCCUGCAAGGUCUGCGUUUGUGGAUCGAAGACGUUGUCCAUACUCUUGUCCGAGUUACCAACAUAGCCACCACCGGAUUCAUCAGGCCGCUGAGUGUUGUUCUGGUCCAGAGAUGUUGAGAGAGGGAUUCGACUGUGGAAACUAGUGCUGUCGUCCCGUUUCACCUGCUCCUGAAUUCUUAUCUGUUCAAAUGCUAUUGCUUUUCCUGCGUGGAACAACAUUGGACAUCGGUGCGCCUCGAAACGAAACAAGGCUCCUAUUGCACACAUCGACAGUAUCAGUUCUGGAGCAGCAUGGACAGGUGAGAAUGUCGGAACGUGAAGAUUCGGAAGGUGCUCAUAGUAACCUUUGAUCGCACCCUCGAGGAACCUGGACAUGGUGUGCCUGGAAGGCAUGUUGAAAUCUUUCGGCAAGACAUGGUCAAACUUCUGGAUGUUGGCAACAAUUUGCCGAUACUGGUGCCCUGAUAUCUUCCACACGGGUCGGAAAUUGGCAUUGGGUUCAGCUUGGCCAGACGGUCGAGAUGCUUGUUCUCGAGUUUCAAAAUGGAGCGCAGGUAGGGGUGAGCCAAAUCUGGAAAAGGAGGUUUCUGGUUCGACUCGGCCGUUGUGGGCCCCUGAAUCAUGGCCGACGUGGACAUUGUCAUUGAAGGCAACUUGUGGAAGUUCUGAAGUGAAGGCAAGAUCCUGCAAUCCAAGAUCCAAAGCAUAGUCCGGCGGGAUCAAUCCGUUGAAAUCGUUGAGAUCAAGGAAGGUGUUGAAACUAUCGAAUUGGCUGUAGAUGUCGGAGAAAUCCAGCGUGGGACUGACGUUUUCUGAACUUGUUUCUACAGUUUGCGUGACGACGGGAUUCUGCGACUCGGCGGAGGGGAAGGCGACACCCGCAAGGGCACUGAGCUGGCCACCGUCAUUGAGGUUGGGCACGAAAUGGUCCAGAUUCGUCAGGGAUUCGAUGGAGAGCUGCUCCUGGACCUGACCGGAUUCCACCUGACGGGCAACGGAGAGAGAUGCAGUGGUAUGCUCGAUCGUUGGCUGAUGUGCCGUCGCGGGGGAGGUCACAUUCAUGCCAUCCACGGCCGGCACGGUAUUGCUUGGGGUCGACGUCGCCAGUGUUGGCGACACAUAGCGACCGCAAGAUCUGCCCUCGUGGGCUGCCUUUUCGUGUCGCCGCAAGAGAUCCCUAGUUGAAGUCAAGGUCAGUCACCACUCACGUCCAAGAGGUUGUUGCUCCGGGACAUGCACUACCUUCGGCUGAAGGACCUGCCACACGGACAUUUGAACGGCGUUUCUUUAGUGUGAGUCCGUUCAUGACGCUGUACGUGUUCAAGGCGACGAAAGCGCCUAUUGCAGAACCUGCACGGCAGAGUCUUCUUCGGGCUCGAAGCUGCUGACUCCAUGAUACAACCGAGUCGCUACUCCGUACGGAUGGGGAAGAAUGAGAGGAAGAUUCUCCACAUCAAUGUGCCUGUGGAGAGGAGGCCAUGCGCGAGUAUAUGAAUGCUCCCUCGAUUUGGAGACGAAGCCUCCAUCAGCCGAGGUCGAGUACAUUCCCGUGUUUGCCACCCCAGACGUUGUGGGAAACACUUCCAGCAGGUCUAGACUUUCGCUGCAUCGUGGAGACCCCUGAGACAGCCACAUGGAGAGGUGGAGCUACCAGCAAAACUUCUUUGCGUCGUUCAGAACUGGAUACUACACUACGCCGGAGGACAUGGUUUGCCAAAUGAGAAAUGACUGUGUCAACACAAAAAUACUUGUCUUAUUGGGGUCGGCCGAGCAGUGCCAAUCGUCGAGAUCUCGAGUCGACGAUCAAACAAACAAUCCUGGCGGUCCAGCAUCUCACUAUCACUUUCCAUCUGCAAACCCUUUCCCCA